Molecule: messenger RNA, 4163 nt
Organism: Choloepus didactylus (southern two-toed sloth)
Lineage: Eukaryota; Metazoa; Chordata; Mammalia; Pilosa; Megalonychidae
Gene: GTF2H2
Product: general transcription factor IIH subunit 2
Exons: 15
Coding region: 2679-3866 (395 amino acids)
Biological process (GO): regulation of transcription by RNA polymerase II; DNA-templated transcription; nucleotide-excision repair
Cellular component (GO): transcription factor TFIIH core complex; transcription factor TFIIH holo complex
Molecular function (GO): zinc ion binding
Source: RefSeq, a predicted model, not a curated record
GGCGAGGGAAUGUGUGGAGAGGGGGGUGGAGGGCAACUUCCGUCUUGGGAUCCGCAGAGAAACAUCUGAGGCUGCAGACUGGGGAAAUGGCUCUCCCUUCCAAAGGCAAAGCACGAGUUUUGGGAAGUGUGGUCCCGGGUUCGGGUUUUUGACCCUUUUCCAGUUAUCUGACUUCCUUUCGAGUGAGUCGCCAACCUCUCUUAGCCUUGGGUUCCACACCAGAAAAACAGUGACACCCUUGCCUGUCUCACAGCGCUUGGUAGGUAAGGUAAGGUGUGAGGAAGAGAUUCAUAAACUGCUAGUUUUCGCGCAGAUCUCAUUUGUUUGUAAUUAGUAUUCCGAACUUACGCUAGAUAAAGUGACUUUUCUGGGGUUAGAUUCCCAGGUAACUUAUCAGCCAUGUUUGGAAGGUGAGAAGAUGGAAUGCUGGGAAGUCAUAGACCAUUGGAGGGGUGACCUAAGUGGCCAUCAAAUACGUCUUUCUGCAAGAUGCGUUAUCACUUCUCUAUUAACAGCAUGCAUUGCAAACAUCCAACUUCCCUUUGAAUAUCUCCAGUUAUGGGAAGCUUAAUACCUCAUGUAUCAUCCCUGUAAUUUCCCUUUGCCGAUAGCUCUAAUUAAGAAGUCCUUGUAUAUGUGAGAUGCUUGCAAUUUCUACUCCUUAGUUCUCACUUUGUUUCUGAACCUUCAGAGAAUCAAAGGUAAUCAACUAAAAGUACAAUACUGUUCAAAUAUUGAAAUGAUGAAAGGCAGUAGCAAGGAUUGGAAUAAUUUGGGUUUACAAACUCCGAUAACGAUAUUAUGCAAGCUUUUGAUUUUUGAUGUUCACAGUAAAUACAAAUAAAUGCUUACAUCGGAGGAUCAAAAUGUUCCAUUUAGUUACUAUAUGCUGUGUUACCAUACUUAUCAAACCAACAUGGUGAGGACGUUGAAAUAGCGUAGAUGUUAGUAAUUACUAAGUCACUUCUAGUUACUUCAGGAUACUAAAGUGGAUCACCAGAUUUCCUAAAAUGAAUGAAUCUGUUGAAGAGCCAGGGACUGGUUUGUUCUUCAAUGGCAGACAUGCAGAACUUAAACUAAUAUAACAUUUGAUUACAGCGAGUUCCACAGAAAACAGAGAUGACAUAAAAGCAGUCUCCAACUUGUCAAGUUUUAUUUCCGAAAGUCCAUUUAUCGGUCAAUUCUUUAGUUUUCAAUAUAUAUUUUUCUAUAGAAACGAUAUAAAUGGAGGGUAAGGUCUUAUUUGUGGUCCUUAUCACAAAAAUUAAUCUUUGCCUCAGCCAAUGACAGAGGAUUUGUUUUGUCCUUAAUAUCUUGACAUUUAGGAUUGCUUUGAUCCCUCAUUUAUGGAAGAGGGAAGCUGAGAGAGUGGAGUGGGGAGGGAGAUUCCAUUGGGGAGGAUGGAUGUGUGAGUGUGAUGGGGAUUUCAGGCCAGGCCCUUCUGCGGGUCAUUCUGUGCAGUGGUGAAAACAGCGUUAGGAAGACAAGUCAAGGGGUAAUAUUUUAUGUGAUGGGCUAUUGAAGGUCGUUAAAAACUUGGGGAUAAAGUCAGUUAAAACUAAAGGAAAAGGUAGCAUCAAAGCCCAGAAGAGGUGAAAUACUGAAAAUUUCUUGUUAAUAUGUUUCUAUAGCUUCUGCCUGUUGACCCUAAUUAUUCUCAUGGGUAUGGGACAAGCUUAGGUUAUUUUCCACACACAACUCCCCUUCAUGAUGAUUGAAAUUGUCUUUGCAUUUUUCUUUUUAAUGUUAAAUGCCUCUAUUUUUGGUGUCAGUCUCCCCUUCACCAUCCUAGACAUUGCCCUGCAGACAUCCUUUAGUUGUUUGUUUCUUUUAAAGUAGCCUUCAUAAAGAGUGUAGUAUUUCAAUAAAGUAAAGCAUCUAUACUUUAAUCUCUAAACUAAACUACUUAAGUUCUUUUCCCCAUUCAUUAUGUAUAUAUAGUUGAGAGAACUGAGGAGAAUGCAGUUCACUAACACUAACUUGCCCACAGCAUACUGCUAGAAAGCCAACCACUCUGAUUCCUCUUAUCCAGUGGAAAUAAUUUGUCCUAUUUAUUAAAUGACUGAGUAAAUAUUUCCUUUGUUUCAUUUAAUAGUUGAGAUCAUAUUGUAUGUUUAAUUUUGUGUCUUCCCUUUUUUUGAAUUAUGAAUCAUGAGCAUUUACCUGUUUAUAAAUAAAUUGCAUUUGAAAACUUUUGAUUAUGGGAACAUUCAAAUAUACACAAAGGCAGAGAGAGAUAACACAGUGAAUCGCUAUGUAUCCAUCUCUCAGAAACAAUAAUCAGUUGUGACUAAUCUUAUUUCAUCUAUACCCCUAUACACUUUUCAUAAUUCUCUAGUCCUGUCCUGUGACACAUCUAUAAUGCAUUUUUGUUUUUCAAAAAUAGUAAAAAGGUGUUUAUUUUUAUUGGUUCCAAAUUUGUCUAUAAAUCACAUUUUUUCUUGGAGGUGGGAAAAGAAUUCCUUGAAGAUGUUGUAAAAUGUUUUCAUCCAACAAUUAUUGAAAAAUCUACAAAGAAUAAGAUAACUUGCAUUCUGAUUUUUUAAUUUUUUUAUGUUUACUUCCCUCUUCUUUAAUUUUCAAAUUUAAUGGGAUACAUUUGGUGACAAAUGUCUUUAGACACAACCUAAUGAUUUUUACAGGCUGUUGAAUAAUAUAAUACAUUUUAAGACAAAGAAAUGGAUGAAGAACCUGAAAGAACUAAGCGAUGGGAAGGAGGCUAUGAAAGAACAUGGGAAAUUUUAAAAGAAGAUGAAUCUGGAUCACUUAAAGCUACAAUAGAAGACAUUCUCUUCAAGGCAAAGAGAAAAAGAGUAUUUGAACACCAUGGACAAGUUCGACUUGGAAUGAUGCGGCACCUUUAUGUGGUAGUAGAUGGAUCAAGAACAAUGGAAGACCAAGAUUUAAAGCCUAAUAGAUUGACAUGUACUUUAAAGUUGUUGGAAUACUUUGUAGAGGAAUACUUUGAUCAAAACCCUAUUAGUCAGAUUGGAAUAAUUAUAACUAAGAGUAAAAGAGCUGAAAAACUGACUGAACUCUCAGGAAACCCAAGAAAACACAUAACAUGUUUAAAGAAAGCAGUAGAUAUGACCUGUCAUGGAGAACCAUCUCUUUAUAAUUCCUUAAGCAUGGCUAUGCAAACUCUAAAACACAUGCCAGGACAUACAAGUAGAGAAGUCCUAAUCAUCUUUAGCAGCCUUACAACUUGUGAUCCAUCAAAUAUCUAUGAUCUAAUCAAGACUCUAAAGGCAGCAAAAAUUAGAGUAUCUGUUAUUGGACUGUCUGCAGAGGUUCGGGUUUGCACUGUACUUGCUCGUGAAACUGGUGGUACAUACCAUGUUAUUUUAGAUGAAAGCCAUUACAAAGAAUUGCUAACACAUCAUGUUAGUCCUCCUCCUGCCAGCUCAAGUUCAGAAUGCUCGCUUAUUCGGAUGGGAUUUCCUCAGCACACCAUUGCUUCUCUAUCUGAUCAAGAUGCAAAACCUUCUUUCAGCAUGGCGCAUUUGGAUAGCAAUACUGAGCCAGGACUUACAUUAGGAGGCUAUUUCUGUCCACAAUGCCGGGCAAAGUACUGUGAGCUUCCUGUGGAAUGUAAAAUCUGUGGUCUUACCUUGGUGUCUGCUCCUCAUUUGGCACGGUCUUACCAUCAUUUAUUUCCUUUGGAUGCUUUUCAAGAAAUUCCUCUGGAAGAACAUAAUGGAGAAAGAUUUUGUUAUGGAUGUCAGGGGGAAUUGAAAGACCAACAUGUCUAUGUUUGCACUGUGUGCCAAAAUGUUUUCUGUGUGGACUGUGAUGUUUUUGUUCAUGACUCUCUUCACUGUUGUCCUAGCUGUAUUCAUAAGACUCCAACUCCUUCAGGUAUUUGAUUUCAGCAUGUAGUACACAUUUUAUGUAUAAAAAAGAAAUUUUCAACUUUAAAUAAAUGAUUCUUUAGAAGAAGCUUCAUUUAAAACAUGAAGAACAAUUUGAAAGCAAAAUCUGAUUUAAGAAAUGUUUUGCUGAGAAACUGUAAUAUUCCUAUUAAAUUUAUUUGUUCCUGUCACAGAAAUGCCUGAAACUCAAUAGUACUUCAUUCAAUUAACUUUGUCUUCUAUUAUUUUGAGUCAUACUGUUUUAAAAGUCAUUGUGCAUUAUUAUAUUUAAAUUACUUAUAAUGAUUAUAU